AUGAAGAUUGCCUCCAUAAGUGCCAUCCUUCUUCUCCCGAAUGCAGCUAUCGGUAUCCCACGGUCAGAUCUAGCCGAAGAUGUGGUCUUUGUGCCUAAAUCUCACGAACCCGUGUAUUUAGAAAAACGGCGUGGCGGUGGAGGAGGACAAGGGGGGGGAGGCAGCGGUGGUGGGAGUGGCGGGCGAGGAGGUAGUGGUGGUUCUUCAUCAAGGACAGGCUCGUCUAGCAACUCUGGCGGCUCGUCUCGCAGUGGAUCAGGGCCACAGCCCGCAUAUGGUAGAGGUUCUUACUACGCGGGUGGUGCUCGCAGUCCAUAUACCUCCGGUGCUCUAUCGCCACUAGGAAUAGCACCUAUCAUACUGCCAGCAACUGCUCUGGCAUUCUUCGGUGGCACCUGGCUAUCGUAUUAUGAAUCCAUUUUUAACGGCACUCAACCUGCAAAUUCCAGCGUCGCUAAAAUCGUCGAAGUCAAUGGCACUGAGACCAUUUAUAUCAAUGGCACGUUGCCUAAUGGGACGACUGUUGCCGACUCAUCUGCACCUUCUGACGCUCGGACAGGGAUCCAGACCAGUGGAUAUUGGCCAAUGGUCGCCUUGGUCGCCAGUACCAUUUGGGGGCUGUGA
This is a messenger RNA of Aspergillus oryzae RIB40, 624 nucleotides long. RefSeq lists its product as uncharacterized. NCBI's taxonomy places the organism in Eukaryota, Fungi, Ascomycota, Eurotiomycetes, Eurotiales, Aspergillaceae. The record is from RefSeq and is a predicted model, not a curated record. Bases 1 to 624 code for a protein of 207 amino acids. The transcript has 3 exons.